Molecule: messenger RNA, 1745 nt
Organism: Vicia villosa (hairy vetch)
Lineage: Eukaryota; Viridiplantae; Streptophyta; Magnoliopsida; Fabales; Fabaceae
Product: zinc finger CCCH domain-containing protein 25-like
Exons: 9
Coding region: 124-1314 (396 amino acids)
Molecular function (GO): mRNA binding
Source: RefSeq, a predicted model, not a curated record
AAAAAAAUGAGGUAAUAUCCAUUGGAGGUAAAAAAAACGAAGAGCAAGUUAAAAGAAGUGAAGUUCAAAGUUUGAAGCAGAAAAGUUGAAGUGAAGUAAGGUCGAUUCCUUCACACACAAAAAAUGACGCUGGACGAUGAUAGCUCCAUAUACGUUGGAGGCCUUCCCUACGACGCCAACGAAGAUACAAUUCGCACUGUCUUCAAUUUGUAUGGCGCUAUCCUUGAUGUCAAGAUUAUCAAUGACCAACGUACAGUAGGCAAAUGCUAUUGUUUUGUUACUUUCACAAGCCCUAGGUCAGCAAUUGAUGCUAUCAACGACAUGAAUGGAAGAAGUAUUAGUGGGCGUGUGGUCAAAGUUAAUGGGGUCAAGUCUCGCGGUGGUGGUGGUGGCGGCGGUGGUAGGUCAAAUUUUGGGAGAGAAAGAGAACGUUAUUAUCAUCAUAAUGAUGAAAGGAAUGGUGAUUGGGAUCGUGGUCGAGAUAGAGAGAUUCGAGACCAAGAUUAUGAUCGUGGCAGUGGCAGAGAUCAUAUUCGAGAGCAAAAUUAUGAUCAUGGUAAUGAGAAAGAUGGAUACAGGAGUAGAGGCGGUGAUUGGAGUCGACAUGGUGAUAGGUCCCGAGACCGUGAUAGGUCUCGGGAUCGUGAUAGGUCCCGAGACCAUGAGAGGGGUAGGGAUAGGAGAGUUGAACAUGUGCAAGAUUAUGAUGAUCAAGGUAGAGAAAGCAUGUUAGAUGAUGAUUGGAAUCGUGAUGAUGAUAGGGCUGAAAAUCAACAAGAAAACAGUAGGGUACAUGGUGGAGAUGUGGAUAGAGAGCAUAACUUGGAUGUGGAUACCGAGAGAAAGAUGGAUAGGGUUAGUGAUCCUGAUAAAAAUUUUGAUGAACCUAAAAGAGAGCCGCCAAGGAGAAACAUAGAUUUGAAUGUGACAAAUGAAAAUAGUCCAUCAGAUUCUACUGAUGACCACAAUGAUGAGGCAGAAGAUGAGUUAGAGCAGUCAAUGCAAGAACUUGAUAAACUAAAAAAGGAGGUUUCUAAGCUGGAAGAGAGAGUGGAAGAAAGAAGAGUUAAUGUUACGGAGUUGCAAAAACACUCUAAGAAACUAGAGGAUGCGGUGAUUUCUGCAAAGAAACAAUCUCUAUAUAGCCAGAUGCAGUUGACCAAGCUGCAUGAGUGUUAUCUUCAAGUGCAAGAUUCCACAGAGAGACUUAAAACCAGUGAAAAAGAAUUCCAGGCUCUAGUUGAUUCGGUAAUGUUUGAGAGUGAUGGUGAUGGUCUUGGACAACUUACAAAUGGAAGUCUUGAUGGUAAAUAGUUGUCACCAUAUUACCAAAUAUAUGGACAAAUACGAAACAGUUUUUGUACCAUUUGUUGUCUCCUUAAUUGCUAAAAUGGUUUUACUAUGUCCAUUGGCUUCAUGUAUGAUUAGAAAUUUCAUUGGUUACUUUUGCAAUUCAUGCUAAUCUGUUCGAAGAAAUUUUGUACCAACAGUAAAAUCAGAUAUGUUUCGGGUUGAAAUUACUUAUUUUUAUCGUAGCCAAACGCCAUUUUUAUUGUCGAACCCCGUUUGAAUUUUGUAGAUCCACGGAUACUGCUUCUCUCACCAUGAAAUCAUAUAUGUUUGGCUCCACAAAUUCGAGUAGCUAUAAAUGAUUGUGGAGGUGAAUAAUUGAUUUUAGUUUUUUUCUAUUUUGGAGUAAAAUUGAUUUUGCUUUUAAAAUUGAUAAUAACAAAAUCUGUAACAAA